This is a messenger RNA of Taeniopygia guttata (zebra finch), 7495 nucleotides long. It is a transcript of the gene TMEM132B, whose product is annotated as transmembrane protein 132B. The record is from RefSeq and is a predicted model, not a curated record. Lineage: Eukaryota; Metazoa; Chordata; Aves; Passeriformes; Estrildidae.
CUCCUCCGCCGGACGGAGCGGAGCGGAGCGGAGCGGGCGGGGAGCGGGGGGAGUGGUUACGGGCUCCGGCGCGACACCCCCGGCCCCCCCCGCCCCGCUCAGCCGCCCCUCUCCAAAUAAAUCAGCACCAUGACUACUUCUGGGCAUGGAACAAAGAGGAUGCUCUCCCGGGGCCCCGCGCUGCUCCUGGCGCCGCUGCUGCUCCUGUGCCGAGUGGUGGAGAGCCGAGGAGGGAUCAUGGACAGCAUCCAGAGAUUCUCCAGCCUGCCAACGUAUCUCCCUGCGAGCGCCCACAUCUCCAAUGCUGACACCUUCUUCUUCCUCAAGGAAGCCAACCAGGAUAUCAUGAGGAACUCCAGUUUGCAGUCUAGGGUGGAUUCAUUCUUUAUAUACAAAGCCAAACAGCCACCUGUCCUAAAUGCCACGUACGGACCCUUUUCUGUUGAACAACCCGUUCCCUUGGACCUCAUGCUGACUUCUGCAUCUUUUGGUUUCACAAAUAAAUUCACUUUUAACUGGAAAUUAAAAUCCCACAUAAUCAACAGCUCCAUCUAUUCCAACAAACCCAAAAUACAAACCUUGUUCUAUAUCGCGGGGAAGGACUGGGAUGACUACGACCCUGAGGAGAUGCUGCCUUGUGUGAAGAUGUUUGCUUUCCUGGAGUCUAGGGAAGUGGUGGCCAGCUGCAGGCUGACAGGCCACCUAGGAUUAUGUGUUGUGGAGUUGGAAUUGUCUCCCAGCUGGUUCAGCUCCCCUCCACCCCUGCUUUCGGAGGAAACAGCCUCCCUGGAAGGGAUUACUGUGGAGCUCUUCUAUAAGAUUUAUACAGUGGAUGGGGAAUGUUCUCCAGAGGAUGCAAAGUGGGAAAACAAUAUCCAUGCAGGUGAAGAGAAUGAACACCAGGCUUUGUCAGCUAUGGAGAGGAUUGGUAGCAUCGUUGUUUACCCAAAUCAAGACAAAUUAAAGCAGUCUUCGCUGAGGGUGGAUGAAAAUAUCAUUAUUCACUUACCACUCAGCCCGGUCAGAGAGGGUGACAUUGUGACCUUCCAUGUUUUCCUGGCUGAUUACUCACUUGCAGACCAGUUUGUAUUAAGGAUCAGGACGGCCUCAGGAGUGAGGAUCUCGGACAUCAGGGUCAGCGAUGCUGACCAGUGGGGAGUGCAGGAGGAGACGGACAGCGCCAGGAGCAUGGCCACCCUCACCUGCGUGCACAACGACCCCGGCGCCGAGGACAGAGCAAACAUGACCUCCUACGAGAUCCUGCAGAUGGAUUUUGAGAUUGACAAUGCCAGCAGCCUGGCGGGGGCCCAGCAGAUCACCUGGCAGGUGGAAUACCCACGGGACGACUCCGUCAGCGAGCUCGUGGUGUCCGAGAUCUUCGUCAGCCGCACCCUCUUCGUGGGGAUCGUUCCUCUUGCCAUGGACACAGAAAUCCUCAACACAGCCAUCCUCACGGGCAGGAUGGUGGCUGUGCCAGUCAAGGUGGUGGCUGUGCAGGAGGACGGGGCCGUGGUCGAUGUCUCAGACUCCACCGAGUGCAGAUCCGCCGACGAAGACGUCGUGAAGGUUUCUGAGAGCUGUGACUCCAUCUUCGUUAAUGGCAAGGAGAUGAAGAGCAAGGUGGGCACCAUUGUGAACUUCACCUACCAGCACUUCAGCACGCAGCUGGAGGUGACGGUCUGGGUCCCGCGGCUCCCGCUGCAGAUCGAGAUCUCCGACACCGAGCUCAGCCAGGUCAAGGGCUGGAGGAUCCCUGUCACCUCCAACAAAAGGCCCACCCGGGACAGCGAGGAUGAAGAAGACGAUGAGAAGAAAGGCAAAGGCUGCACCCUGCAGUACCAGCACGCCCUGGUCAGGGUCCUGACGCAGUUCGUGGCCGAAUCCUCGGAGUUUGGUGGCCAGCUGAGCUUCCUGCUGGGCUCGGAGUGGCACUUUGACAUCACGGAGCUGGUGGCAGAUUUCAUGAAGGUGGAGGAGCCCAGGGUUGCCAAGCUGCAGGACGGUCGGGUGCUGGCUGGGCGUGAGCAGGGCAUCACCACGGUGCAGGUUCUGUCCCCUCUCUCGGAUUCCAUCCUGGCAGAGAAGACAGUGAUAGUUCUGGAUGACAGGGUGACCAUUACUGACCUGGGGGUGCAGCUGGUGUCAGGCUUGUCUGUGUCCUUCCAGAGCAGCAAAGGAAAUAAGAGAGCCAUCGUUGCCACCACCUCUGCCCACGACAUCCUGCGCACUCCCAAGCAGGAGGCUGUGGUGAGUGCUUGGGUUUUGUUCAGCGACGGGUCGGUGACGCCCUUAGACGUCUACGACUCCAAGGACUUCUCCAUGUCCAUCACCUCCCUGGAUGAGAUGGUGGUGUCGUCCCACCAGAGCCUCCAGUCCCUCUGGCCCGUGGUGGUGGCAGAAGGGGACGGGCAGGGGCCUCUGAUCAAAAUUGAGAUGGUGAUCAGCGAGCCCUGCCAGAAGACCAAGCGCAAGAGCGUUCUGGCCGUGGGGAAAGGAAACGUCAAAGUGAAGUUUGGUCAGAAAGAUUUGGACCAAAAAGGGAGCACCAACGACAUCGACGACGUGGAGAAGGAUUUUAAAAGCCAUGCCAGCAAUGCUAUAGAGAAAGCUGCAGAACAAGAGAGGACAGCACAAGACUGGUCCAAAAACCACGAGGACGUGGCCGGUCCCGAGGACAAUGCGAACAAAAGCACAACUUUCAUCUCUCCCAUUGAUCAGGAGUCCCUGGAGGAUGGCCAGCUUCAAAAUAACCCCACUGCCUUCACAGGUUUCCCCACCCAAGUAGAAAUACCAGGAGAAAACAAUCCCAGUGAUCUCUCAUUGACUUCCAGAGGAUUGACAGACCUGGAGAUUGGCAUGUACGCGCUGCUCUGCGUUUUCUGCUUAGCAAUCUUGGUCUUUUUGAUUAACUGCGUGGCAUUUGCUUGGAAGUACAGGCACAAAAGGUUUGCUGUGAGCGAGCAAGGCAACAUCCCCCAUUCCCAUGACUGGGUCUGGCUUGGAAAUGAGGUGGAGCUCCUGGAAAACCCAGUGGACAUUUCGCUCCCAUCAGAGGAGUGCACUACCAUGAUUGACAGAGGGAUGCAGUUUGAAGAAAGCAACUUUCUCCUUAAUGGGAGCUCUCAGAAGACUCUUCAUAAUCAUAUCCUCAGAUCUUCUGAGUACCUUUGUGAAAAAGAAGUUAAAAGUGAACCUAUAAAUCCUUCUGGGCCAAAGCAGAAGCGAGUAAAGUUCACUUCAUAUACAACAAUACUGCCGGAGGAUGGAGGCCCCUACACCAACUCAAUUCUAUUUGACAGUGAUGAUAAUAUUAAAUGGGUAUGCCAAGAUAUGAAUCUUGGCGAUUCCAAGGAACUUAGGGACUAUAUGGAAAGACUGCAAGACAAUAUGUAAAACUACUUUCUUAUGUUUGUAAUCACCUUUAUGCCUUCUGUUUAUGGAUGGUGGAGCAGUCAGUCCAGUCAGCAAUAGGAACAAGACAGCCCAAGCCUGGAGGUACUGAGAUGAGAACCUGAUAUCAGAGAGCAGGUCCAAGAGGCUGGCUGGGUGAACCCUGUUUCACCACAAACCAGGAUGUGCCCCUAAAACAGCUCCCUGUAGGUGUUGGAGGUGUCACACACGAUGGCUGUUUCUGUGUACUGCCUGGUACUAGCAAAAUGCUAAUCCAACUGCGCUCAGACUCAGAGGAGACUUCAUUUGUUUGUCAUCUCUCAUGAGAAAUGGUAAAUCAGAAAAGAAAGGGAUGUUUGUUUGCAUUGAUCUUUUCUAGUCGUCGUCCUUUGUAAAGCACAGUGGACAUUUCUUGCUUACAGCCUGAGAGGAGGCUCAUGGAAAAAGGGAUUGGAAUGAAUCUCAUUUUAUUGCCUAUGUGCAAUGCAGCCAAGUAGUCUUAUUAUUUUUUACAGAUAUAAAAAACCCCAUGUGGUUAAUUUCUUCUUAUAUUGUUUGUGAAUUUUAUUUGACUUAGGGAACAUUAAAUAUUUUCUUUGAAGGGGUUUGUUUUUUUUUUUUUUUGGUUGUACCAAAGUGUAGUACAGUAAUAUUUAUAAUGAUUUGAGUUUUUUAUUCAUCUACUUCAGCCCCCAGAGAUACCUCCUUCAUCACUGAUUAUCUUCCUCCUUUCCAUAUGGGUCGUUAGUUUUUGAAACAUAGAAAGGAAUUAGAACUCUUACUGGGAAAGGGUUGUGUCUUCUUACAGGGAACUGUAAAUAUAAUAAUAAACCCUGGAAAAUAAAAAUCAAGGAGUAGCCCUGGGUUCACUUUUGUCAUUGCUAAUGUGAAAAAAUAACCUGUAAAAAAAAACCCCAGCACAUACUUGAAAGGGAAAUGCUUUGCUAAAACAGUAGCAUGGCUGACAAUACAUGUUAUUAUCUGAGUUAGAAAGUCAAACAUGGGAUUGAAAUUCAUAAAGUAGGAAGGAAAAUUUCCAAGGAAAUAAGCAAAGCUUGGAGUCACUGUUACUCUGUUCUAAUGGUGGUAGAGUUCAGCAGGCCAGACAAGUCCAUGCUCAACAGCCCCAGACCUUGUCUAAAACAUCCCUGGCCAUGAAGCCAUUAAAGAGAAAAACUUUGCACCAUUAUUUCAUUAAAAAGGGAAGAAAAGACACAUGGGGACUGCAGCCCCACAAGAGACUAUCUGAUUUUAUCAAGGAAAACAAGCUGGAAAUUCAAAGCUGCCAUUUCAUUUGCAUCACAUCUAUUUUUUACUACUGAAGGAUGACUGAGAUAAGUGGAAAAUUACAGUUAGGAAAAACCUGAAUCUACAGAAUACUUAACCCCCCCCCAGUAAAGCACAUGUUCUUGUGGUGGAUCCUAUGCAAUGACCACAAGAGCCAAAUUGCAACUGCCUUACAUACUGGAGUUCCCAUUUUCAGGUAGAUCAAAGCAAGAUUUGAAUUUAUAGUUCAGCAGUGAUAUUUUAAAAAAACAGAAAAUUGUGAGAAAUAUUGUGUUUGGGUCUUGAUCCACAACUGGGAACAUAUUUAAUGUCACUGCUGCAAAAUACAGGAAUUUGAACAUUGAGACUAGAAGUGAGGACACCAGGUUUAUAUAAGUGAUUAGGGACUUGCUUUUGCUGGCACUGAACUGCACAGGGAGGGGAUGGCAUCUGUUACAAUCUAAUUUGGAGGAGAGGAAAUAAUAGAGCACAGAUAUGCUUCUGUUUCAUAAGGGAUGCAGCACUUGCUCGUCAGAUGAAGUCUUGGGUUGUUUAACAAAUGUUCUCUCCCCUUUCAGUGAUCCAGGAAAUAAGGAAAUAUGAAUUCCUACAAUGAUCCUUAUCACUAACAACAUAAAAACCCCUUUUUAGAAUUUAACUUCCCUUUUUAAUGCAUUAUUCUGUAUUUGGCCCAACCAGAGAGCAGAACAGAGAGCUCUGGCCUUUCCAGAACUUUCCUGGGGUCUGACUGACCCCAAACCCACUGGGGGUGGGAGCUCACAGCUGCCUGGGGCUGAGCUGCCACUGAGGGUGAAGUGCCAGCGUGGCCCUGAAGGUCCUCAGGGAGGUUUUGGGUGCCUCAGUGGCUGAAUUUGGGGUGGUUUUAGAGCCACAGGGGUGUCAUCCUCCCCAAAUUAAAUGACACUUGCUGCCCAUCAGGAAGGAGCACAGCUGCUACUGGGAACCAGUUAAACAGUGCAACUGGGCACACAAAGUCACAAAGACCCAAUCCCCAAAUCUUGCACUGGGGGGAAAGAGAAAGAUCUGCACUUUCAUAAAUUUUCUUUUUCUUUCCCAUCACAUGUCAUUACAUGAAAGCUCUUACAUGGAAAAUGGCAAUACAACCAUGGAAAAAAAGCAAUACAGAAAAAAAAAAAAAAAAGAUAGAAUUCCCUAUUUUCAGUAAAACUGGGAUAACACCAAUAAAGUGGAGUUACUUUGGAUUUAUCCUGGUUUGAGCCUUUAUGCUACUUCUCAUAAGAUGAAAGGAAAAUAUAUUCAACAUGAAUAUAUCUGAUGCAAAAUAUGAGUUCUGAGUUGAUCAGUUCCUUUUAUUAUCUCAAAUUUUAAUUUCAAAAUUACGACAUGCUCUAUAAAUUUAAGCAAAUUCAAUUUAAAAUUACUUUAAACCCCCCCCCCCAAUUUUGCUAUUUACCUAAAUAUUUUUAAUUGACGUUGUUAAAUACAAUAUUUUAUUCAUGGAAUGUAUAAUAUUCCAGUUUGCUGUUAACUGAACAGCAUUUACACAUUGAUAAGAGAGUCUCUGCUUUUGAGAGAACAAAGCAAUGGUAGCCAAGUGAUCAAAAGGCACAAAAUGUAUGUAUGUAAGUGUGUAUGCAGGAAAGUAGAAUUGUCUGAAAAAUAGGAGCUGUACCAUCAGAUUAAUUAGAAUUCUGCUUCAGCAGGAGCCUAGGCACACAAAACCCAGCUGGUGCCAGCCCCCAGCCUGCCAGGGCACCUGGGACACCAGGGACAGCAGGGACAGAGCCCGGGCAUGCACAGGACAGGGAAAGGAGAGCUGCGAGUUCCCAUGGGCAAAACUUUUUGUUUCAUUCACCCCACAGUGCCCAGCCGGGGCUCCCUGUGCCCCUUCCCCAUCCCAGUCACCCCUUAGGGGACCCUGUCCCACUCUUGGGGCUCCCUGUGUCCCUUCCCACCCCUUAGGGACCCCUUAGGGACCUUGUCCCACUCUUGGGGCUCUUCCCACCCUUAGGGACCACUCUGUGCCCCUUCCCCACCCUUAGGGACCCCUUAGGGACCUGGCCAGGCUCUUGGGGCUCCCUGUGUCCCUUCCCACCCCAUAGAGACCCUGUCCCACUCUUGGGGCUCUUCCCCACCCUUAGGGACCACUCUGUGCCCCCUCCCCACCCUUUAGGGACUUUGACAGCUCUUGGAGUGCCCUGUGCCCCUUUCCCACCCCAUGGGGACCCUGCCCCACUCUUGGGGCUCCCUCUGUCCCUUCCCCACCCCACAGGGCCCCACUCUACAACACCCCCACGUUCAUGUUUGGAGCUGCUGGUCCUUCACUCACCUUGGGGAAUGUACAAGAAGACCUUACAGCCAUACACAGUGCAGAGAGUCCAUUCUCUAAUGGAGAAAACCCGUGUGUUGCAAGGUGGGGUCAGAGCCCCACGAAGGAAAUGCUGAUUUUUCCUAGCAGAUGUGCUCUUUUAUGGACUAGAAAUCAUGUGCACUACAUUGAAAUACACGAGAGUGUAUUGUGAAAUGCAUACAUUAACUGCUGAAUUAUAACACUGGAUAUGUAUAUACAUCACACCCCAGAUAUUUAUACAAUAUAAUAAGUCUUAGAUGUAUAACAUAAUGAAUUCUGUACAAAAUAAACUGUAAGUUAAGACAAUGAAACAGAACUUUUAUAUCUGUGUAAUUUGUAUGCUGAUUAAGUUAUUCAAGCUUCAGUUUUCAUCUUUUAAUGUGCCCUUCAAAAAAGUACUUAUUUUCUAUAGGCAGAUGUCUGAAAUAAAGAUUUGAGUCUUCAGAAGAGAAGCAAAUGAAAGACUGAAAGAAACAAAUUUUGCUGGAGAAAUAAAAAUAAUGUUCA